AUGACAGCACCCCAGCUAUACCAGGAACUCAUCAUCACCAAAACCAAUGCUGAGAAGGUAUUCAGAGGUUUAGCAAUCACACCGAGAGAAGGAAGGGUAAUUAGAAUCAGGCAAGACGAAGGGACUAGAUCAUUAUUUGAGAGAUGGACCGAACUUUGGAAUCUUCGUGUUAGACCUCCAUAUACACUUACCUACCCAUACGCCAGGGUCGAAGAGGAAGAUGAAUUAGAUGAUAAUCUGACUUAUCCAUAUCUGUGGCGUUUCAAUCAUUAUGAUAGAAGAUAUUCAUCAAUCGCAUCACACCAUCGGAAACUCACUCUUCUCUCAUAUGUCAAACGACUCACUAUCGGUUCUAUCCCUUCUCGAAUCGUUUCGCAGGAUUUCAAAUCUUGGUGUCUGUUAUCUUCCUCAUCACCAAUAGAACAGAGAUUAUUACCUAAUAUCGAAACGAUCAUCAUCACAAAUCAAGCGAUUUGGGAAUUAGCAGAAUGGACGGAUAAGUACCAAACCAAUCAAUUUGAUAAACAUCCUUUCAUAGAUGGAUUGAUCAACGUCUCUUCGCCAGAUAAAAUCUGUAUGACUUACCCGAGAUUACAUCAAGAUCAAUAUCCGAAAUUUCUCAAUGACAGGAUAGGUCAUUUGAAAAAUAUCUUGACGUCGGACGAAUGGUCAGAUAAAGAAGAAGAUCUCAAGAGGCUCUUUUGUCGAAUGGCAUAUUUUAUCGAUCAAGCUGUUUUAUCUUUCCUUCAAGUCCAUAAUGCCUCUCUUAGUGGAUGGUCACCUACCGAAAUCACGCUACAUGGUAGACGUGCGGGUCAUCUCGCCUUCAAUCAUUAUCAUUCCCUCAAAACUAAAAGUACGAGGAUAUUCCUAGAUGACUGUAAGAUCGAUCAUCAUCGUUCUCCUGAACCUUUGACGUUAUGUCCUCAACAUACCAUAGAAGAAGAUCGUAAAGUACAUUUGGGAUCGGUCAUCUCGGAUGAUUGUAGGAUCGCAAAGUACAAAUCGCUGGAUGCGGCUUCACAUAAUGAUCAAGAUCAAUGGGAGUUGAUCUUACCUAGACGAUUCGUAGAAGAAGAUGAAUCUGAAAGAUUGAUGAAUUGGGAAAGAUGGAUAGAUGAGAUACUCUCGAAGAAUCCGACUUUCAAUAAGGAUAGGUUGAAGAUUACCACAUGGUCAGGAGCCGAGAGCUGUACUUGCUGCUCAACGAAGGAUGGGCUUUAG
This is a messenger RNA of Kwoniella mangroviensis CBS 8507, 1224 nucleotides long. RefSeq lists its product as uncharacterized. The record is from RefSeq and is a predicted model, not a curated record. NCBI's taxonomy places the organism in Eukaryota, Fungi, Basidiomycota, Tremellomycetes, Tremellales, Cryptococcaceae. The coding region runs from base 1 to 1224 and encodes 407 amino acids. The transcript has a single exon.